AUGACACAGCUAUCGUAUUUCAAGCCAAGGUCAUGCUAUGCAAAUGCUGGCGUAUGUUGGCAUUUGGUGCGCCGCGUUCUAUCUAAGGACGAGGAGGAGUACAGCCGUGCUUCCGUGACGCCUCAGUUUUACGUCCAGUCUUGGAAUGGUGAGCUGGUUGCGCCCCUCUGGGCGGCCGUAAAUUCUGCAGUUCACUCCAAGCUCGUUCCUUUGGGUGAUACGCCAGACCAAAUCGAACACCGCUGGAUUACCAUAGGUCGUAGCUGUCUUUUCAACGUCGCUAGCGACCGCCUGUGGAGAGAUGCCGAAUGGGCAGAACGAAACUGGGCAGGAGACAAACCCAAGCAUUGGGAAAAGCUACACGAGUUAGCUGAAUUGCUGAGAGUUCGCCUGCAGGGAGUAUCAUCCAUCCCGACGUGGCCACGCAUGUCGAUAUUGCUGUGGACCACUCAUUACGAGCACAAGCCACAUAUUUUAUCCAAUUUGAAAUGUGCUGACGUUCCUACUGCAGCUGCCGGAAAUUUCGCAAUGCUAAAGCUUACCUUGCUUCAAGCAGGUCAUGGAUUCACAUUCAGGCUUUGUAUCAAAAUGUGCUCGCACUCUGCAGUGCAACCUACUGGGUUACAACGUCAGCUCGCUCUGUUCCGUGAGCAAGCUCGGAACAUAUCCGCGCCUCCCUCACACAUGGGCUCUUGUGAUGCUCUUGUUGUGAGAUCACCUUCGUUGCAUCCCGAUGUUUUGCUAGGUAUAGCAAACACUGCUAUGGGGAUCCCGCUGGUGCUGCGCCCGGCGGUACAGAGAGAGCCUUCUGGUGCUUGGAGGGAAGAGAUGGAACUUGUCGACCAGGAAAUGUAUCGCUUGACGAUGUUUGCAGGCUAG
Messenger RNA from Sparassis crispa, 879 nucleotides. RefSeq lists its product as hypothetical. The record is from RefSeq and is a predicted model, not a curated record. The transcript is spliced from 6 exons. NCBI's taxonomy places the organism in Eukaryota, Fungi, Basidiomycota, Agaricomycetes, Polyporales, Sparassidaceae. Bases 1 to 879 code for a protein of 292 amino acids.